CCCGGCAGGCACCAUGGAGCUGGAGACCCUCGCGAACGGAGACUCCAAGGAGCCCGCCAGUGGCAACAAUCUGCGCGGCUCGGAAUCUGAGGAGCACGGCGAAGCCGCGAAGGCGAAAAGCGCAGCGCUUGAGAUGGACUUCUUCCCGUCGUUCCCCGGCAGCAGUGACGUCGACGACAAACCCUCGCCUGUCGCCGCAGCGCCCAUCACGACCGCGACCGAACAGCGUCACAAUAUGUUCACGAUGGAGACCGACUGGCGGGGACGACCAUUGCCGAACGCGGUCACCUACGUCAAUUCGCCGGACGAUUGGUGGCUUGGGUUUCCCGUCGACAGCCUCGCGGUGUGUGUCGAUGAGAAUGGAGAGCCCCCCAGCCCGCGCCUGUUUGGAUCGGACUGCACCUGCUCACCGGGGGGUCCGACCGGGACGUUGGCUAUGUGCGUCAGGAACCCCCACUUGGAGUGCAAAGGAGAGUGGACUAACAAGGGCUUGUAUUGCUCCUCGCGGUAAGCACAAGCAACCUCCUCGCCAGGACGCUCCUGCUGUUGAUGUCACCUCCACGGCAGUUGUCGCUAAAGUCCUGUAAGUAUGUAAUGUUGAUUUUUCUGAACAAAAUUACACAAACCGAUAAUUUUUAGCAACAAACUCAUUUUUUUCUUAAAUCGCAAACGACCUAGACACUUUGUUUUUAAUUUUACAAUAGCAAAUUGAAAAAAUAAAAAUUAUGCUGAGUGAGCUCUCUUCAAAAGCUUGCUUCUCGGCAUAGUACGCAUAUUGCUGAACAACCCAAGGUUGUAGCCACACAAACUGCACAUCGGAAGCUGAUAAAAAUGAAUAUUGGGUGAGAACUUGCUACUAGCUGCACAUGCACAUUAGCAGCCCGCUAAAAUGAAUUUGCUACUUUCAACAUCUUCUAGCUACAGGCGGGGACCGGACCACCCGCGUGGUCCUAUUGUUUGCGUCCUGUUCAACAUCUUUCGCGGGAAUCACGCAAAGCAAGGUGUUCCAAGCUGAUCGAAGCUGCAGUGUUUGAAUAAGUAUGAAUGAGACAACAAGAAGUAGCCUUCCACGACGAGAGACCAAUUGCGAUGGCCAUCGCACAGAACGAACGAGGAGCACGGGUGACGAGUAGAUUGUAGCAACUGAAACGAGAUUUCUCCAAAGGUAGUAGUGGCAUUCUUAGCUGCGCUAUUGGUUAUGCUACAGUGCGCGUGACAUAGUAGAUGAUUUUGGAAAUGAAUCAGCAACGGAGAGAUGAGCUACUUCUGUUGAAGUUGGAGAGGCUAUUCGAGAGUAAUGUUGAAGCACCACCUUCCAGAGCAACUUCUUAGAACAAACUGACAGCACCACGUGCUGCCAGAUCCGAGCUUAGUAAAGUUUUUCACUCAAUUCCAUCAAACCGUAGGCCAACUUCUCGUGUAAGUACCACGCACCUCACUGCUUGGCGUGUCAAGCCGAAGUAUCAAGAUGCUGGCCUGGGCGAUGAUGAAGGCGUUUUUCCUCUGGAACGCCGCGUGGGGUUCAGUCGCCCUUUCGGAGGCGAUUGA
Molecule: messenger RNA, 1548 nt
Organism: Amoebophrya sp. A120
Lineage: Eukaryota; Dinophyceae; Syndiniales; Amoebophryaceae
Source: the annotation of a GenBank genome assembly